UGACGCGAGAGGCGUGUCUGCGUACGGAAAGGGGACGUACGUUGAUAAAGCGUGUGCACUGGGUGGAGUGACGGAGCGUCUCCUAGAGAUCUGACUGCUGUUUGUGCAACUGUCGGUGGAGAGCGCAGUCUGACAUCGCUGGGAGGAAAAUGUCCUGUUGGUUGAGGGAACAGACUUUGAUGCUGGCAGAAGAUUACAUCGGCUUCUGCAGCGGGAUCCAACAGACGCCUCCCAGCGAGUCAGCAGAGGCCAUGAGAUACCUGGCCAAAGAGAUGGAGCAGCAGCACCGAACCAAAUUCCGAUCGCUCUCCCUGGAGUUCCUGGACGUCUGCGGAUCAGACCCCAGCAAUUGUCUGCAGAGAGUCAUGAGGGAACUGGUGGUAGAUGGGAAACUGAACUGGGGGAGGGUGGUCUCCAUCUUUACUUUCACUGGAGUGCUGUCCAGUGAGCUCCUGUCCAGAGGAGAGAAUUCCGAGUGCUCCCGGAGACUGGCCGAGACCAUCGCUGAUUACCUUGGAGGGGAAAAACAAGACUGGCUGGUGGAAAACGGAGGCUGGGAGGGUUUCUGCAGGUUUUUCCACAAUGCAAGACAGAUGAACCAAGAGUCCUCCAUGAAGACAGCACUGUUUGCAGCAGCAGGAGUGGGUUUAGCUGGUCUAACCUUUCUCUUAGUACGCUAAUGUUUUUAGGUUUUCUCACUGUCUCUCUUUCAUACACACCACACCUGCUUUCUGUUUUCUGUCAUAUGGGAAUAAGUCAAAACAGUUCUGAUCUUCAGGUUUUUUGCACAUUUUUUUUCCAUGUACACGCCUGUAAUUACAGCAAACAGUCAUUCUUUGUCGAUUGUACACUCUUCACAUGGCCUUCAGGAGAAAAGGAUAGAAGUUCUAAAUCUUUUCAUAUCUAACAUGGUGCUUUUUUUUUUUUAUAGUUGCUUUUGUCACUUUGUUCCUGUGUAAAUCAAAUUAGUUUAGAUAGUAUUUACAGUUUGUGAAGAUUAGACCACAGUUUAUUGUUUGUAAAGUUUCUUUCAGUCUGAAAACAAGAUGCCCACCAAUCAGUUGUGUCAGAAACCACUGUAACACAUUAGAGAUAAGAUGCAUAUAUUUUGUAAUGACAGAGCAGUUGUCUUUGUAAGACCACUUUUUGCCUUUACUAGUGGUUUACAUAUGAUCAUUUACACCUUUGGGAUGUCUCUCAGUUUCAUCCUGGAAGUCAUUUGUUUUAAAGGUGCUAGCUUGUUUGGUUCCAAACAUCUGUGAUAUUUUGCCCAUUGUAAGUUUACGCUGUAAAUUUAUUUAUUUACCUCUUGAGAACAAUUUAUUACUAUUUAGGCAUUUCCCAACAAUUGUAAAAACGUUAUAUUUUUUGCAUUUGUAUUUAUUAUCUUCUUAAUAAAAUGAUUUAACUGUGAAA
Carassius gibelio (silver crucian carp) is the source of this 1416-nucleotide messenger RNA. Its product is annotated as anti-apoptotic protein NR13-like. Bases 150 to 680 code for a protein of 176 amino acids. Gene Ontology annotation, molecular function: protein heterodimerization activity; protein homodimerization activity. Gene Ontology annotation, biological process: regulation of apoptotic process; intrinsic apoptotic signaling pathway in response to DNA damage; extrinsic apoptotic signaling pathway in absence of ligand. Gene Ontology annotation, cellular component: mitochondrial outer membrane. The record is from RefSeq and is a predicted model, not a curated record. The transcript has 3 exons. NCBI's taxonomy places the organism in Eukaryota, Metazoa, Chordata, Actinopteri, Cypriniformes, Cyprinidae.